Molecule: messenger RNA, 210 nt
Organism: Dibothriocephalus latus
Lineage: Eukaryota; Metazoa; Platyhelminthes; Cestoda; Diphyllobothriidea; Diphyllobothriidae
Source: the annotation of a GenBank genome assembly
AUGGAUCUGGAUCAUGAACGCACCUCCUUUCUGCUCUAUCAGAUGUUGUGCGGAGUGAAACACCUGCACAUGUCCGGCAUCAUCCAUCGUGACCUGAAGCCCAGUAACAUCGCCGUACGAAAUGACUGCACCCUCAAAAUACUUGAUUUCGGUCUUGCUCGGACCGCCAAUGAAAACUUUAUGAUGACACCCUAUGUGGUGACACGGUGA